GACGGAUGGAAUAACAGCUCCAAAGGAACUGAAAUUUUAAAUCAAAUAAAAGAUACCAUAUGUCAGAAAAUCUACGUACCUAACGCUAGUCUCUUUAGUAGUAGCACAACAUUUGAAUCACACUUUAACCAUGUUACCAUCAGCAAUGAUGGGUUGCGUUCAAAGACACCACGUUGAAUAUAAGUUGAAUUCACAUGUUUUGAGUGUAGUGCUUUCCACAGUAAGAGGUACGUUAGUGACUAAUAUUGUCACGAACUGUUUUUGUUUGUCUUUCCCUUUAUUUUGACCACACAUACAGGUAUAAGAAAGACUAGAGACGUAUUUGUGAUCUGGAGAUAUUUACAGUACAUGGUGUUGGAAUUGCACUGCUGUUGAUGUGUUAAGGUCAGAAAAGUUAUAAAAGAGCAUCAAAUUCUGUGUGACGGUGCGGGGACACUAUUAUGUCUUAGUCUGAGGUCAUCACAGAGAGGUGUGGCUUGACAUGAUGCGCGUGUGUUAAUUACGCUAAAAAAAUGUAACAUAGUUAAUGAAAUAAAUUUGUUUAACACUAUUUUGACAGCCCUAAUUUAAAUAUAAAAUACGGGGAAAACCAUCAAAAUAGUGCCAUCUGAUGGGCCACUGUGCUUUGCGUGCUUGCUAACAUGACAAUAGGACAGAUUGCUCAUAGAUUUUAUCACUCAAUACUGUGUAAUCAAAAUGUUUGUCUAUUGAGAAUGUAAAAUAUUUUGGGAGUAACUCGGCCAUUUGUUCCCCAUUCAAGCAUGAUCUCAUCAGAGGCUUAAAGGGCUUAUUUCAACAUGAGCGUCUGGUCUUGCUUUUAAUGCUGUCAGACAUUCAAAAUGCAGGUUCCUACUUGCACAUGUUGCGUUCUUAAAUCCUAGUGGGAAAUUGGGCCUGUCCGUGCUUGCCGGCGCAGAUAAUAUUUUUUUUCUUUUUACUCUCCGUCUGCAUGAUGAUGAUGUUUUUUUUCCGAAUCAAAAAGGCCCGGGGCCAAAACAUGAUAUCAGGUGAUAAAGCAACGGUUCACACCUAGCUUCCACCCAAAACAGGGAGUGGACUCACAUUUGUGCACGUAGUCGCUGCAACCGGAAAAAAAAAACGGCAUCGGAGGAGCUAACACCUUUUGGGGUUUUCAAACGCUCGUUUUUUGCAAUAAACCGUUGUGCCAGCGUGAUACAAUGCAGUCAUUGUUUGGGGCAGGAAUUAAACAAAACGCGAUGUUUCCUUUCUAUGCUCCCAAAGAAACAAAAGUAGCAAGUAUUGACAGGAACACUGCUUAUUUUGCAGCUAUAGCGCAUAGUGCCAGCGUGCUGCAGGUUAUCUGACUUCAACACACAAAUCCAGGAAAAGCACAUUCAUGAGGGCCUAAUCUGCCAAAUCUGCUUUCGGUGCAUUCUGUAAAAGCUCAAAACAAGACAGACAUACAGUACAUACACAGCAUUCUGACUUCAUAUGAUAUUUCAUGAGUACUCCCAUGUUACGCAACACAGUUUGUAUGUCGCCUACACCUUAAUGGAAGAUAUUUUCCCCUAAAAGUGCAUCGUCCCACAUGCUUUUCCCCCUGUUUUCAACCGGGCAACAAAGAACACAACAAGUGUGUUUUUUUAAGAGCUUGAUGACGUCAAGUAAUAAGAGUCAAGGUCUGGGUCUCCGAGUCUAAAGUACUCUUUCCACACCAGCACUGUCGAGUCCAUGUCAGGAAGUACACAAAUACAGUCGUCCCUUGCCAUAUUGCGGUUCAGAUUUUGCGUCUUCAAUCUAUCAUGGUUUUUCAAAAACAUAUUAAAUAAUCAAUCAUGCUGUUUCGUGGUUGGAUAUUAGUCCAAAAAAAUGCAUAUUUAAGCACAUUUACGUAUUUUUUGCCUAAAUUAAGCAUUUUUAACCAUAGAAAUGGCUAAAUAAACUAAACUAUAAAUACAGUAUAUAUUUGUAUUGUAUAUUAGUUGGUGCUAUGUAGUAUUUUACACUGGUCACUAGGUGUCAGUGGUGUCAGCAAUGUUACUAACACCACACUUAAUAAUAUAAUAAUAUGGGCUACUGCUGCAACCGUAAUCCACUCAACUCUGAACACCCGUCGUCACUUCCUGACCUCCACAUGUUUGGAACACAUUUACAGCAACACACUCGUGAAUGUGAGUCUUAUUUAUGUCUUAAAUGGCUUGUUUUCUCUGAUUAUGUCUACUAUAUUGGAUAAUACAAGUGUAAAGAUGAAUAUAGGGGUGUUAUUUCAUGUCUAGAGGGCUCUAACAAUGUUAAAUCGUAUUUAAAAGGUUGUAAACAGGUUUCUAUGUGCUCAAACUACAAAAAUAUUAUAAAUAAAGGAAUCCAACUCCGCGGAAAUUCGCUUAUCACACUCGAGUCUGGAUGAACCAAUGAACCGCAAUAAACGAGGGAUUACUGUACUCUGGUAUUAGGAAAGUGGGGCAGUGCCCCAACACAUCCUGCAGAUGGCAUGGUGUAAAAAGGCUUGCUACAUUUUUUUCCUUGUGUCCUACUGUGGAAGUAUUUCUUUACCCUUAAGGUCCACUCUAGUUUUUGCAUGUGCGGAUGUAAGUGAGAGCUGACCAUUUGUUUGUGUCAUCGUGCAAGUUUGCAUGUUUGACCAUUUACAUCGAUAAUGUCACAAACAUCCAUUUGGUAAUUUAGUUUUCCAAAUGUAAAAUUGUUCAGUUUGUAAAAGUAGAAGUGUUUUUGUUUUUGUAUUUUUGUUUAUACUUCUCGGCCACCGAAAACAAAAAAUACAAUAAAAGGGACUAAAAUAUUAAAGUUACACAAAUACAUUUGUAACUAAGUUGAACGUUAUGGCAAACAGUCAUAAUUCACUAUUUUCUUGAACAGAACACUUGAUUUUUUGAACUACUCAGCCACUGUACCUAAUGUUCCCUGCUUUUUGCUGAUGUUAAAAACAAAUUAGACAAAAAGUACUGCAGCUUUCCCGUAAUGUAGUGUCUUCAUUACUAUUUUGCCUGACAGUGUACUGAGACUACUGCAGGGGUGUCCAUAGUGCAGCACAGGGCCAUUUUUGGGAGCUUGUUUUUUUUUUUUAUUGGCCCUCUAGAUAUUGUGAAAAUGAAAUUAAUUCAUUAUUAAUGAGAUAUAUUAUUACAUAUUGCACUAAUUUGCUUUGUCACCUGUAACACAAAGCUUAAGAUGUUUGUUCAUAUAGCUUAGCAUGUAUUGACCUACAUUGGAUUGGUUUUUGCAUCGCCAACUACAUCAAACUAUAUUUACCUUUGUCAGUGUUAACAGACUCAUGUUACCUGUACUGCAGCAAGCCACUAACAUCCACAGUCUUGCAUGGGUCCAAAUUUUGGUGCCUACAGUUCUUUUGAGUGGAUAACACCGUAUUUGUUUAAAUGCGACUUGCGAGCUGCUUCAUUGUGACUCGUGCGCCUUGCUGUUGUCCCCUGCAGAGCGGAAGAAGUACUGCAUGAACAAGCACUUGUAGUUAGAAUGAAAGGUGCACAUUAUUUAGAUCAUGUUUGGCGGGCCAAAUGAGAAGCAUUGGCGGGCCGCCUGUUGAGGACCCCUGGCGUAGUGGCAUAGAUGACUGAGGUAGUUUAUUUAUGAGGGCAUGGCCACAUACAAGAAACGUCUAGCCCUUCACCUGCAGUCAAUGAGGCAGUUGUGGCUAAAAUGAUGUCAGGAAUGAGUGAAUAAAUAAAGCAGACGUCAGAUGUAUCUCAUUAUGUGAGACGAGCAAAUGUAGGUCAUUCACUGUGUAGUGUUCGGUGUGACAACAAGUCCAGUAGAACAGAGGUUUUCCAAGUGUGGCACAGUGAAAAAAAAGAUUUUCUGGAGCAUUUUUUUUUAGUUUUAUGCUGUCUGUUUACUCUGUCGAUGUAGGAACUAAAAUCUAUUUAUUUCGCCUUUAAACAAGAUAAAAGUUUGCUUAGCUGGUUUCAAACAGACGCUUUUCAGUACACUGUGUGCGCAAUUAUUCGGCAAGUCAGUAUUUUGACCAUAUUCUCAUUUUGGUUGCAAGUACACAAAAGGGUCGCAAGAAACGUGAAAAACAUGCAAAUUAACUGCCACAUAUUUGAGAAAAAUCAAACAUGAGGCUCCCAGGAAUCCAUUAUCCUCCAGUGCUGGCAUACUCCAGAACUGUAAUCUACCUGUAGUGUCCACAAGUACGCUACAUGGUGUUCAGAGCUCAGAGACAUGGCCAAGGUAAGAAAGGCUGAAACCCCACCAUCACUGAACAAGACACACAAGUUUAAAGGCUAUGACUUGGCCAAGAAAUAUCUGAAGACACAUUUUUCAAAAGUUUUAUGGACUGAUGAGAUGAGAGUGACUUGAUGGACCAGAGGGGUGAGCCCUUGGCUGCAUCAGCAAUGGGCAGAAAGCUCCACCCCAACUCAGACGCCAGCAAGGUGGAGGUUGGGUACUGGUAAGGGCUGGAAUUAUUAAAAGAUGAGCUUGUUGGGCCUUUUCAGGGUGAAGAUGGACUAAAACUCAACUCUCAAACCUACUGCCACCUUUUUCACACAGUGACACAUCUUUCAAGAAGACCCUGAUAUUUAUGCAGGACAAUGCUCCAUCUCAUGCAUCCAAGUCUCCAUAUACCGUCUUAUAAAGUGACUUUAUUUCAGUAGUAUAAUUUAAGAAGUGAAAUUCUAUAGAUUCAAGAAUGUAUGCUCAAUUUUUUUCUUUCUCAUAAAAGUUGAAAAACUAUCAAAAAGUUGAAUAUAUUAAAGUACCGAUUCAUGUGCUAACCCUCAAAUGAACUGUAAAAUCUCAUAUUGGCGCCUUUAAUUAGUUUCUUUUUUUACAUAUUCUAAUUCAUUGAGCUGCAGCUGCACAGCCAACAAAAACACUUGACAACAAUUACGCACAGGUUUUACAGCCUUUUACUUCAAAUUACAAGUUGAUGAUUUUCAGCACUUUUUAUGAUUGAAAAUUAUAAUUAGAUGUUUGAAUGUAUACUAUUCGUGUAAUUUGUACAUGUUACUAUAGGUUCCUGACACCAACAUUUAAGUUUAUGUUAACACCUAUUCAAAAGUGUCCAAAUAGAAGCGUGCAAUAAUGUGGGAGGGGUUCCUAAUGUUUUGGCUUGAAGGCUGUGGGAGGGACUGGAAGGUUUGAAUGAAGAAGAGGAACCGCGGCAGUCUGGUGCUCGUAUUCAUCUCUCAGUCCCGCUCAGACAACGGAUGUUCUCCUCUUUUAGUGCAACUUUGAGCUUCUAUUGGACUUUUUUUCCAAACAAUGCUGUCCCGGCAAGAUAAAUGUCCACUGCAGGAGUGGGUGUUCUGGCGUGUACAGAAAGUUAAUGUCCUGUGAAUUCUAAGACUGCUUGUGGAUAAUGGAGACCACCGUGGGUGAGCAGUCCAUGACGGGGCACACCAUGAUCCCCACUAUCCCGUCCAUCAUGUUCAUGUUCGGGGUGGUGGGGAACGUCAUCGCCAUCGUGGUCCUGUGUAAGUCCCGCAAAGAGCAGAAGGAGACCACGUUCUACACGCUGGUGUGCGGCCUGGCCGUCACCGACCUCCUCGGCACGCUGCUGGCCAGCCCAGUCACCAUCGCCACCUACGUGAAGGGGUCCUGGCCGGGAGGGGAGCCUCUGUGCCAGUACUUCGGCUUCACCAUGAUCUUCUUCUCCUUGGCUGGCCUCAGCAUCAUCUGCGCCAUGUCCGUGGAGAGAUACAUGGCUAUCAACCAUGCCUACUUUUACAAUGACUAUGUGGACCAGAAACUGGCCGGGCUGACCCUCCUGGCUAUCUACGUGUCCAAUGCGUUCUUCUGCGCGCUGCCCAUGGCAGGUUUCGGUAGAGUCCAGAAGCAGUACCCGCAGACGUGGUGCUUCUUGGAGUGGCGGAGCAACAAGACGAGCGACGCGGCGUUUAACUUCAUGUACGCCGGCUUCAGCUCGGUGCUCAUCUUGGCCACGGUGCUGUGUAACGUGCUGGUGUGCGGAGCUCUCAUACGCAUGCACCGGCGAUACGUGCGCAGGACGUCGCUGGGGACAGACCUGGGACGCGACGUGGAUCCGCGCAGAAGGGGGCGCAGUUUCGGCCGUCUGGCUGGGGCAGAGAUCCAGAUGGUCAUCCUGCUCAUAGGCACCUCGGCGGUGGUGCUCAUCUGCUCCAUCCCACUGGUUGCUCAAGUGUUUUUGAACCAGCUCUACAAGCCCCCAGUGGAGCUGCGCUUGGACAAGAACCCAGACCUGACGGCCAUUCGCUUUGCCUCCUUUAACCCCAUCCUGGACCCCUGGAUCUACAUCCUGCUGCGCAAGGCCGUCCUCCUCCAGCUGGUGGAGAACAUCAAGUGCCUCUUCUGCAAGAUGGGCGCCAGGAGCAGGCAGCAGACCAACGGAAGCUUACGCUGCAAGGACGCCGCUGCUCAGUGCUCCUCCAAGCAGGACUCGAACUCACUGGAAGUUCGGGAUAUCACCUGCCAGACUUUCUUGUACCUCCCCCAGGUAAAGGAGGCACACCUUGGUAGUGGCUAUCACAAAGAAGAGAAGCUCUCCUGGUCUUCAUCGUGGAGACACUUGCAGGUGACUAAGACUUGCGAGCAGGGCAGGGAGGGGACCGAUGUGUUUAAGGACCCCCAGGACUCCCCAGUGAAGGACCCAGCAUUACAGGUGUCACUCGGCACUGAAACGGUGCAGGAGAAAUGCAUCUGACUUCACCCUCCACAGAGUGCGAGUUCAACACAGGAACUGUCAAUCAGUCAAGAAAAACAACACAAACAAUGAACACUUGAGCAGCUGUUGCUCACAGCAAGAAGGUCCAGGAUGUUGAAUUUCCAAGUAUUUCAAUGAAUGCCCCAUUAAGGUUUCAACCAACUCAAGCACCCUGAGGUACAGUACAUCAUCUACAAACUGAUUUUUUUCCCCAACUUUGACUACACUCGAAGACAAAUGAUAAACUACAAUAGGGCCAAGACCUCCACCAAGGUUGAACAGUGAGCAGGCCACUUCCUGGUUCACAGAAGUGCACCGUUUCUGAUUCAACGGUUCCUUCAUGAGUCAAACAGCAAAAAGAGAAAAGAAAAGUGAGCCUAGUUUUGUUUUUCGUGUGCACUUUAUUAUUACAUUGCGCACCACUUCCUGGUUUAUGGUGGAUGCCAUAAGAUCGACAAAGGGAUCAUAACAUUUCCGAUUUGGUGCACUGGUAAAGCGGGCCUUACAUCCCGACAUACGUAGUUCUACGUGCUGGCUACGUGCAAAAAUGGGGAAAAUCGCAAAAGAGACACGCUUGUGGCCCGCACGCAUUUUCAAACUAGCAGACAGCACGCAAAGCCCGUAGAAAGAAAAUUGGGAUGCAAAUUAUUUUCUGUGUGCACGCAGCCAGGUUGCAAGGACAAGGCAGAGGACGAGUGAGUGUGGCGCAAGUUUCAAAGUACAUUGAGUGGCGGGCGACUCCUCCAGCUGUACACUCUGGUUCUCCCGACCUCCGUGGACGCACGGCGGCUGCUCACAUAGUGUAUCCGACAUUAAUGCGCUCUGCCUUGCCACCGCGGGCGGCUUCUCCCGGCCAACACUGUGGUUCUCCAGACCUCGGUGGACGCGCGGCGGCUGCUCAAAUAGCAUAUCCGACAUUAAUGCACCUUUCCGUGGGUGUCACGAAUCACUCGCUCCAUAAGUACGACACGCUUGCAAACCCUUUUCCUCUACAUGCUGGCUAGGGCCAACAAAUUUCCCAAAACUUGCGGAGCCCGUGCGUGUGGUAACGUAUACGCCGGGAUUUAAGGCGCUUCAUAAGUCACACAACAAAAAGAGAAUUCAUUCCUGUAACAGCAGAAUUUGUGCUUGUUUAUCUGUUUAUCAGUUAGAAAGCAACCUCCAAGUUUAUGGUCGAUGACGUAAGACGAAGGGACCGUGCUAUUUUUGAGUCCAGGGAGGAAAGAACCGUACCAAAAUAAAUAAAUUAAAUUAAUAAAUAAAGUAAAUAAAUUCCUGUAACACAGUGGUUCUCAAUUAUUUUCUGCCAUGCCCCCAAUGGCGGGCAGAAAUGUUUUCGCGCCCCCGCGAUUUGAAAUACUAUUGAGAAAUAGAUCAUAUCUAUUUAUCUGUACUGUACAGACUGAACUCGAAAUAUGAAACCAGGGAAAUGCAACAAAAUGGAGAGCAGUGCCAGCACAUGUUGGCAGGUCUACACUAAUAUUGAAAGUCCUCCCUGCCUCUCACGCCCCCCCCGACAGUUCACUGCGCCACCCCAGGAGGACCCACCCCACUGUUGAAAAGCACUGAUGUAACAGAAGGGAAAAAAAUCGUACCAAAAAAAAAUAGCACCAAAUUUGUGUUGGUUUGUUUAUUAGUUAGCAAGCUACUUCCCGGUUUAAAGAGGAUAACAAAGGACAAAGGGACAUUAGCAUGUUUUGAUUCAGGGGCUGUGUGUUAGCUAGCAGGCUGCUUUCUCAAGUACCUUACAAUAAUCCACCAUUCCAUUGUUACUCAAAAAAGGAAAAGGUAAGGUUCCAAAUUUGUGCGUUUUUUUUGUCACCCUGUUUGCUAAUUAGUAGGCUACUUCCUGGUUCAGACAUUAGCAUGAGAAGGACGGAACACUAGCGUUUGAAUUCAGACUGUGGAGGACGUUUCCUUUGUUUCAUAUACCAGAGUCAAUUCUCGUUCCACUGUAUUUGUUUGUUUGCUAAAUUGUUGUUUAGCAAGCCACUUCCUUGUUUAUUUGUAUUGUGGAGCAAGGGGAAAACUGUUCCAUGGUCACUCAGUAGAUCACAGAAAAUCUAUGUCCUCUGUCCAAAUUUGCACCAAAAUGUUAUCAUCUCAUCUGUAAAGUUUCAUUUCAAUCAAAUACAGUGGAACCUUGGCUGGCGUCAUUAAUUUUGUUCCAGAAGGUCCAACUCUAACCAAAACGGACUCUAACUGAAUCAAUUUUUCCCAUAAGAAUGAAUAUCCUGAAAAUCCAAUGAGUCCGUUCCAGAAAGCCAAAACUCAUCUUUAUAGUUUUACAAUUAUAGCUUUACAUGCAGUAAACAAUUCCAAAUGCAUGUAAAUACAUAUGACUGAUGAAAGAAAGGGAUAAAUGAACAUUGAAGGUUUUUUUUUUACCUUUAUUGAAUACAUGAUUCUUAAUGUGAGUGUUCCAACACUUCAUUGGUGUUUCUCACCUCAAUAACCCAGAAUGGACCCGCAGAAACUUUCAAGUGCCAGCAUUUUGAUAAAUAUGGUGAAAAACACCAUUGAACUGAAUUGAAUUCAAGAAAUAACUCAAGACAAAACAGGAAGAUGGUGUCCGUGCUGGGUCUCGCUGCCGCAUCGUGUCUUUGGAAAUGCUCACAUCAAGAAUCGUGUUUUCAGUGAUGGUAAAAGUAACUUUAAAAAUUCAUUUAUCCCUUUCAUCCAUCAUUUAUAUGCAGUUAGAAUUGUUUUGUACAGGCAACAUACUGUAGCUGACUUCCGGUUCUGCUUACCACGUUAGCAAGCUAGCUUCUUUGUUUGAAGCUAAGGGCAUUUUGUGAUAAAAAUACCUAAAGAACAUAGUUGGACUCACACAGUGUAUUAAUAACACGACAAGACGUGCGCCGUAUUGUACGCUAACCGGAACGUGCACGUACACCGAGGCCAAAAUUCUGCCGUAAAUUUUCGACGUUUACUGAAAAACGUGCAAACUGGGGCGGACGCUAACUGUGGUUCUACUGUACUUUGCCUUUAAGCUUGGCGGAGGUAUCGACGAUUGUGAAAUUAGGCCUUGUGACCCUGAGCUACCUCACACAUCUCCAACAAUAAGAUCUGGUUUUGUUAUUGUGUUGAAAAUACUGAUAUUAUUCCCACAUCAAUGACCCAUUUCUUUGUGACUCAAGUGUCUGUGACGGGAAAAGACAUCCUUCACUAUUUUGGGCCACCUUGUGACAAUCAAAUUUGGAUCGCUUUCCAGUUGAAGUAGAUGAGCUCAGACGUGAGGAAUAAUAUUUUUUGGGACAAGCUGAUUCAAGGGCUUGUGGUCAGUAGAAGCAGCAGUGAAUGUGAUACUGCUGUGAGCUGUCUUUGUUUUGGACUCUAUUGGACAGCACUUUUUUUGGAAGGACGUGUUAUUUCAGCUCCGUGACUAAUGUGCAGUAGUUCCCUUUUUUGUGCUGGGCUAGACACAAAAUUUCAUCUCAAAUAUCUGAAGAAGGUACAAAAGAUUCCUGCUUGUGACACCUAAUUAGUGACUGUUUUCAAAUGUUUUCCACAUGUGGUCUGUGCAGUAUGUGCUUAGCGUGGAGGUUUUUCAUGUGUUUUAGCACUCAUUCCAGCUUGUGAUGGAGAAAGGUGAAAAAUGUUUUGCAUGGACUUAUUCUUCUCUGCGAGAAGGUUGUAGCACGGCCAGUCACAGCCCUAAAGGCAAUAACCCGCCUAAACUAACAUUUAGGACGUUUUCAUGCUCAUAAGCUGUACUCCUGCUAGUGAUGUGCGAUACCACUGAUUUCGUUUCCGAUCAGAUACUGAGUAAAAGUCAGGCCGGUAUCGGCGAUACUGAUACUUUGUGCAAAUUCACCUGUGUCUGGUAAAUUUUUAAAAUUUGUGUAUUUCAUAUCACAGCAUAGAAUACAAGACAUUCAAUUAAUUUAUCAAUGAAAUAUAUUUUUAGUUUAAAUGCAUUGUUAAUUUAAAAGUAAAUGAUUGAUUUAUUGUAAUACAUGUGCAUAUUUCUUUAUGUUAGGUUAAUUGGUGACUCUAAAUUGUCCGUAGGUAUGAAUGUGAGUGUGAAUGGUUGUUUGUCUAUAUGUGCCCUGCCAUUGGCUGGCGACCAGUCCAAGAUGUACCCCGCCUCUCGCCCAAAGUCAUCUGGGAUAGGCUCCAGCAUACCCCCGUGACCCUAGAGCGGCAUAGAAAAUGGAUGGAUGGAUUUAUUUUAAACCCUGAAUUAUAUUGAGGUAGCGGGGUGAUUUGCAGUGUAGCCAAAAUCAUAUAAAAUAUGUGAAAAUGGUAUUUUAAACACACAAGAACAAAGAAAACACAAGACAGAAUGAAUUUAUUAAAUACAUUAUUAAUGGAAUAAAUUAUGAAAUUAAAUAAACUAAUAAUUAAUUUCAGUAAUUGAUUGAUUUAUUUUGUACCCUGAAGUAUAUUGAGGUAGCGGGGUGAUUUACAAUAUAGCCAAACGAAUAUAAAACAACAGAAAAAAUUUAGGACCAAAUCAAAUAAAAUAUGUGAAAAUUGUAUUUUAAACAACAAAAAAAGAAAAUAAGUCAAAUCAUAAAACCAUUGAAAUAAACCAUCAAUUAUUAAGAACUUCUAUAAGAAGAAAAAUGUAUUCACAAUUCACACAUGGCUCCGUUUACGAUCGGCCAUUGUUUCACAGAAGAACAUUACAGACAAACAUUACCUCAAAUGACAGAAGUAUGAAAAGUAUUUUGAUUUGAGAAUCGAUUUUAGAGCGUGAAGAGCUGGUAUCAGGAGUAUUGAUAUUUCAGUACCGAUCGGCACAUCACUAAUUCCUACAGCAUGGAAGCACUGGGAAAACCCUAAGUAAAAUGUAUAUAAUUAAAAGUAUUAUUUAUACUUUGUGCCGACUGCUGAUGGUUAUCUUUCAUUUUUGGAAUUGAUCACCUGUCUUGCACAACGCCACCUUGCUUGUUUUUAUUCUGACAAAUAUGAUGACGUAUAGCCGAGAAAGAAGUAUACAUAAAAAUAAUAGUGGCUAAUUUUGUGAUGUUUUUUGCGAGAAAUAGUAUUUGAUAUUAUAUGUAAUAUACACAAUUAAGCCCAAAUUAUUCGGAACCUGUGCACAUUUGGAUUUCUGGUGAGUUUUCUGUGUUGAAUGUUUUUUUUAAAGCUGGAAAUGUACUGUAAGAAGUUGUGUUACAGAUAUUUAUGACACAUUCUUGAGAAACAUUGUGGAUUUUUUUUGUCAAAAUGUAAAAAAUAGUGAGUAAUUUUUGGUAAAUAUCCCUUUGAUGCAACUCCCAACACUCUUUACCACUUUCGUGUGUCAUUUCCAGCUAAACAAUACCGGUUCAACACAUUAAAAUUGUCAGAGUAUGUAAAAUUUGGGUCUUAACUGUAUAUUUGAUGAGAUUAUAUAGACUGUCUUUCAAAAUACUUGAGUGGAAGUAAGUAAAAUGUAAAAGUGUUUAAAAAAAAACACACGAUUAUUGUCAAAUGAGGACCUUUUGAACUCCUGUUUGUGCAUAGAUAUUAAUAAUCACACCUGUCACGUUUGUACAGAAUACAGAUAUUUAAUUUGAUGUAUUAUUAAAUAUGUUUUAAAAUGAUUUAUUAAUGUCUUUAAAUCUUGCAGUAUGUAUGUGUUUUUGUAAGCCAGGGGUGUCCAAAGUCCGACCCGAGGGCCAUUUGCUGCCGGCGACUGUUUUUUUAUUGGCCCGCAACACAUAAAAAAAAUAUAAUUUAACAAGAAAACGUGAAGAAAAAACAAAUCAGCAGUAAUUUUACAAGAAUAAAGUCAAAAUAAUAAGAGAAAAAAGUUGUAAUGUAAUAACAAAAAAGGUGUAAUUUCCAAGAAUGAAGUAAUAUCAUGAGGAAAAAUAGUGUCCUUUAAAUAAACAAAACAAAAAAUGAAGUUGUAAUUUUUGGAAAAUUAGGCUGGGGAAAAAGUUAUUAUAUUAACUUUUAUAAAGUUAAAAUAUUAUGGGAAUAAUGUUGUUGUUACAAGAACAAAAUUUAUAAGGAGAAAAUAAUAUUUUUAAAAAAUCAACAGAAAUGGAAAAACAGCAAAAAUUUUUUUUUUUUUUACCAGAAUAGAGUGAAAAUAUUAAGAGAAAAAUCUUAUUCUAAUGAGAAAAAAAAUUUUAGAAAAGAAUUAUCGCAUAAUAUUAUGAGGAAAAAUAAUGUCAUUUUAGUAGCAAGGAGUUGAAAUAUUAAAGAAAAAAGACGUUAUUUUUUAAGUUGAAAUAGUUGGAAAAUAAAAAACACUGCAGAAAUGGAAAGAACAGCUGUAAUUGUACGAGAAUAAAGUCAAACUAUCGAAUGAGGAAAAAAAGUCACAGUUUCACAAUAAUAAACUUGUAAUAUUAUGGGCAAAAAUAAUGUCAUUUUAGUAGCAUUUAACAUAUAUCACAAUAUAUAGGAAACGACGAGACCGAGUGACUGACAAGAGGGUUUCCUCACUUCGUUCAUUCCGCUAGAGAACCAAUGCACCCUGGUGUUGAGGCAGAUGCACAGAGUGACACCUCUUGUCAUCCAGCCUGUUUGGUAGAGAGAGAGGAGGAAAACAAACGCGCAUGCACAUGUCAAUUUAUCGAGGCCAGCAAAAUUGUCAACUUCAUUUUUAUUUACCGUGCGAUUCAUUGAUUUAUUCAUUAUCGUGACAGGCUUCAUCACAAAGCUGAAAUGCAUUUUUUUCUUGAAAUCGACAUAUAACCUCUUAUCAUAUCUACAUGUGUUGCCUUACAAAAUAUCAAAGUUGCCCUUGCAUCCUUUCAUUUUUCUAUACAUGGCACUUGGUGGAAAAAGUUUGGACAUCCCAAAGGCCACACACAAAACACGCACCCCUGCUCUGCUCCCUGUGCUAUUAUUUUUCUGACAAAUACAGCAUGGUGACGCUGUUGUUAAACCCCCACACUUGACCCCAUGAGUCAGACAAGCACAUAUGUGUAAAAUUUGAGCAUGAUUGGUUGACAAACAUGGGCACCAUCAAGCAAAACAUCUUUGUAUGGGCAUGCAAGAAGACAAACAUUAGUAUUUGACACCAUGGCCUCUGACCUGUCAUCAUAUAUUGGCAACAAAAAGAGGAAGUGAACAAUACCAGCACGAAGUUUCUCACAUUUCUUUUCCUGAUCACAGGGGCGGAUCUCCAGGCCUUCAUUAGCAUUAGACGGAUGACCUUGGGAAAUGAAAGCAAACACAUUUGAAGUUAGAUCUACAAAGAGACAAAAAGGCGGUUAAACGGUGGCAGAUGCAUCACACAGAUAAGGCCAAGGCGGAGGGCGGAUGGAAAUGUCUGGGGGGAAAUUUCUGUGGUGGAAUAAUAAACACGGUGUCGAGCUCCCGAGUCAUUGCAAUUAAGCUUAAACAAGCAAUGAUUUAAAAAAAAAAAACAAGAAAAGAGAAGUGCUGGAGCGUCUUGCAGACUCUGGGAAGACAGCAGAUGAGAUACAGUAAAAUAAAAAUAUAAGCAUAUAGUGUAUGUAUAGUGUAUAGUGGAUGCAAAACAUUUACAGAUGGAAUAAAAAAUUCAAUAGACAAGCACCUUUUUAAUUAUAUUUGAUUUUUUUUUUUGUUUUUGUAAAUAACCAGAUAGAAUGAAAUGUAAAUUGUAUAUUCAUUUAGGAUAUAAAGGGCUUUUUUAUGUAACAAUAAUAUACAAUCAAUUUAUCUACUCUGUCGUCCCCUGGGGGUCAAAGUUAACCAGUAGUGCAUCCAUUAAGAGACAAACUACAUUAGCAAGCUUUUCACUGAGGCUGCUGAAACAAAAUCCCAGACAAAAGUGGACAAUGGAGAGGCAAGAAAGCUAAAUUCAACCAAAAUUAUGACAGACUUUACUAAAAAUAUACAUUUGUAGUUUCCAGGCGUGCUGAGUGCCGGGAGGAGUUUGUUGUUCCGUCAUUUUGUAUAAAAGUGAAAAGCAACUAUUCGGAACUUUACACAAUGGCAUUGAAGACGUUGCUGCCAGCCCCAGACUGGAUUUUCGGCACUGACCACCAAAACAAGCACGUACAAAACAUAUAGUGCAGUAAAGAAGCAGGACACUACAGUAUGACCCCUCCCACUUGUGAGGAAUUGCUUCUGUUUUCCCCCCAAACAGAAUGACCAAAUGGGCGUGGACUUACUGUCUGUGUGAGCUGGUGUCACUUCACAAUCACAAGCAACAACUCCUCACUGACUCACUGCAUUCACUGUCAGAUAUUAUUUAAUAGCAGAUGUGAUGCUGAUGCUGCAAUAAAGGAAGCUCCAGUGACAUGAAGCAGCUUACCAAAGCAGGCAAAGAAAGGUUCUGUCACCUUCUAUACAUGUUGAUAAGCUGCAGCUUCAACAUGUCUGCCGACACCUGCGCUGGUAAAUGACAUAAAACACCCACGAGUGAUACGACACAGGUCUGAUGCAGGGACUGAUAGUGCCAGUUCUAACCAAAUAGAAGUGAAAUGGCGACCAGUCAUUCUUUGCAGGUUUGGAAAAAUAGACAAGAACUACACAUGCCUAAUGAUAACAUCUUAAAGCCCCAGUAUGCCACAAAAUAACAGCUUCAAAAUGAUGUUAGAAGAACACCGCCUUUGUUAUUGCCAUGAUAAUUCAGUUUUAUCUACUUUGGUGGUAUAUAAUGUUGGUGAACCAGACCAGACACCUCUCAUGUUAUGUUGUUACUUGAAAAUUUGGAUAUUUUGGAGUGGUGGCCAAAAUAUUCUGGAAAAAUAUGCCUAAAAAGUGUCCGGAGUAUAAGUCGCGCCAGUCAAAAAUGCACAAUGAAGAGGAAAACGUUCUGGGGGGGAAAUUUAUUGUAUAAAAUCAGAGACUGAGAACAGACAUUUCGUCUUGAAAGACAAGCUAUAGUAAUAACAAUAAAAUUGAGAACAAAAGGCUAAAUAGGAGUAUGUUAACGUAACGCGAAUAGGUGGUAUGGUAGCAUAACAUAUUGUAUUAGUACUUUAUUUAUCCCACAGCGGGGAAAUUCACUUGUUACAGCAGCAAGCAUGAUACGCAAGUAAAGAAUACAGUGUAAAGAAUACAUAUUGACUACAACAUGGUUCAGGUGGUGCAGGUGUUGUAGAGCCUGAUAGCGGUCGGUAUGAAGGACCUGCGGAACCUCUCCUUCUUACACCGUGGGUGUAACAGUCUGCUGCUGAAGGAGCUGCUAAGGGAAACAACAGUAUCAUGUAGCGGGUGAGAGGUGUUGUCCAUGAUGGACGUCAGCUUAGCCAACAUCCUUCUCUCCCCCACUUCCUCCACGGAGUCCAGAGGACUGUCCAGGACAGAGCUCGCUCUCCUGAUCAGCCUAUUGAUCCUGCUCCUGUCCCUGUCCGUGCUGCCCCCUCUCCAGCAGCCCACAGCAUAGAAGAUGGCUGAGGCCACCACAGAGUCAUAAAAGGUCCGUAAAAGAAUCCUGCACACACCAAAGGACCUCAGUCUCCUCAGAGGCUCAUUAAUAGUUGUUCAGAUAACUAUAGCCUAAAAACCUGCAAAGUCAUCUAUAUUCAUCGCCUUGGCAACCUACCUGGUUGUGGAGACGUAACUGCACUGUUGACAAGCCUCUCCCGGCAACACUCAUUUGUGGCCAUCUAGCGUUUAGCCUGCUACUACUGUAGUUUUUUUUGCUUUCUUCAUUGCAGUUAGAGUAUCCUCCGCUUUUCACCAGUCCAUCACAAGUUUCCUGUUCACUCCAAACUUUCCUUCUGCUGCUCGAUUACCGUUUUUGGCGGCAUUUUUCACUACUUGCAGCUUGUAAUCUGCAGAAUAUGUUUUUCUUUUUGGGGGCGUUUGUGUUCCGUCUUUCUCAGUUGUCUUUAUGAACAGGUAUGAACAGGCAUGCAGACAGAACUCCGUGACACUCCAAACCAUAGAAGAAGAAAGAACGGAUGCGCAUAAGUCUGUCGUCUUCCGCUUACGAGAAGUGGAAUUACUCCUGCGAGUCAUUAUGGAGUAUAACACAACAAAAUGUCAGGAGAAUGUCGACUGAGGCGAGUCAUGUACGUCGAAAUAUUCAGAUAUUAUGUUGGCUUGUCAUCAGAGCUCACUUCUGGUCAUGUGACAGCGACGACGAGGCGGUGGUGGGUCGGUGACGUCAUCGUUGUCAUAUUGCCUGUAUACACGACAAGCCGGCGUUGUCAGAUUUUCCCUCUCUGGAAGCCGCUUUCAAAAUGUAGCGUUUCAGGUCACCCAGAACACCUCAAAGGAUAAAAUCCUUUGAGGCUCUCAUCCACACUUUGCCGUUUUCACCUUGAAAACUUUUCCGUGUGGCUAGCACCUCAGUUGUCUUGAUAAGUUUAUGUUUACAUUGUAAAUUUUCCGUGGUACUAGAGUGAUAGGAGUAGCAGAUACUGGCACACAAGCCUAAGGUCACGCUGUCAGUGUGAAAAACAAACAUAUAUAAGUCGCUCCAGAGUACAAGUUGCAGGACCAGCCAAACCAUGAAAAAAGUGCAACUUAUUGUCCGGAAAAUACCGUAGUUUACUUUUCUUUAGUUUUAUCACGCAGUGGUUAACUACUUUUUGUACUUGUGUGACAGUUCAAAAUGUUUAAAUGUCACUUAAAACACUGCAUUGGAAUUGGAAUUGAUAUACAGUGGAUGUUACUGUAUACCAGGGUUCACCAACACAGUGCCCGCGGGCACCAGAUAGCCCCCCACGACCACAUGAGGCGCCCACAGGCCUGCUUUUCAUUCAGGUUUUCAGUUAUUAAUGUGAGAACACUAGAAAGAAAUGUAUUCUGAAACAUAAAAUGUGAGUUGUGGAUGCCAGCAUUUUGUGAAUGUUUUGGUAAAACAAGCAUAUUUGAUUUGUUUGGGUUGAAAUAAGGUAUGAAAAUCAUUUCUACAAAAAUGAGUAGCUUGUGGCCAUUUUCAUUUUCUAAAAGUAGCUCUCACAAGAAAAAACAUUGGUGACCCCUGCUGUAUACCAACACUAAAACACUAAUAGCUAUUAUUUCAUUCAUAUCAUACCAGUAUUGUCACUGUUAAAAAAAAAGCACAUAAAUCCAUUUAUCAUAAGAAAAGAAAACAAAAACCAACAGUUACUUUUCUUUGUUUUUCAGAUCCACUUUUUUGUUGUUUUUUGUUUAAAACCAAAAUGUGGAGAUACAUGCCUCACAUUGUACUGCUACAAUGAUGUAUUAUAUUUUUCCCUAUUAAAGAAAGGAAAGCCACCCUGAGAAGACAGUUGUGUGGACGAGCUGACAGCGUGAAAGACGAGACAGACAAAACAAAAUCAGAUUUAAAAAAUAGUUGAACGUUUUCAUGGAAAAUAUAUGGAUGCAGCAUAAAUCAGUGUGUGAGGACAGAUCAGUGUGAAUAGCUGGAGGCAAGGAAUUAGUCACCCUCCUGACUGUUAAAUCCCUCACAAAUAUACAGCGUGUAGAGAAAGUCGUUUCAAAGGUUUCUAAGCAGUUUCAUGUACACCAUUAAGUUCCCAUGAAAUCAAGAGCAGCACAUCGUUUGUUAUGUAAUGCUCGUGAAAAAACUUGAAACUUGGAAAAAUGUAUCCACAUGUGCUGACCUGACUGACAAAGAAAAACAGCAAGACAUUGACGCAUGCUUUUUUUUUAGUGCAAUGAUAAUGCUCCUUUUAGUGAGGCAUUUGUGUAAUAAUACAGUAUGUUUAUUACUGUCGUGGUUUGCAGCGGGGUACGAUGGCACUGCAUCAUACUGAGCAGCGCAUCUAAUAUUUUGGUUUAGCCACGUACAAGGGCCAACAUAUUACAAACCUGUAGUCGCCACAUGCUUGUACACCAACCGUAUACUAGUACAUACGUGUCAGUGUAUACACUUAUAACAAAUGUGCAUAUCGUAAAUUUAAUUAAUGUCUCUAUUCGGGCUGUCCGAUCCAAUUCCUAGAUUGCUGCCUCCGACAGAUUUUCAUUUCGAAUCUUCUCUGGCCAUGGGAUGCUGUAGAUGCGCCUCAGACAGGUGUUCCAGAAUGUCUGUACCUUCCAUGUUUUGCAUCCAUAGCACAGAAUUGACUUCACGCUGGACAAGAUAACAGCAGCUGCAUCCAGCAGCGUUAUCUACCUCUGUAUGCGCUCUAAAAUGAUUGUUGCGCCACUCAGUUCUUGGUGCGAAACUCAUGCGUGUUACACUUGCCAUACUAUUCACAAUGAUCAUCAGCGCUAUUUAUGCUGACUGGGCAGUUUGCUCCUUUCCGGUAUUACAACAUUGGUUCUGCUGUGCAAUAUAUAUGUUCAUGAAUGACCAUGUGGUCAAAGAGUGAUACAUUUUUUCUUUCUCAUGCGCUCCAAAUCAAUAUUAAGGUUUAAAAAAAGAAGUUGUUACAUAUAUGAGUGUUAGAAAAAACAACCUAUCUUCAAUUAUUGCUGGCUUUCAAUUAACGCCCCAUCCUCUUUGCAGCUUAGGUAAAUAAACACACGGGCUAUAAUUACAGCAAAUGUAGACCUGUUCUCAGUUUCCAAAAUGCCAGUAUUUUUAUCCAGCUGCUAAGUGUCUCUACUGAAAGUCACAUGCUCCCAACUACUGGAAGCUAAUGGCCUUUCCGAAAUUGCACUGAUUCCCCCGCCAACUUAACUCAGUCAUUCUUGGCUCUCUCGUCUUUUGAAUAAACCGCCACCGUCGCUCUAUCAUCUUCCAAAUAAUCAUUAUCCCCUGUCAUCACCUAUGAGGCGCUGGCUUUGUCUCUGCCGUGUCUCAGCAAACCGAGUCAGUGAUUUAGUACAAAAAUGGGUUUGGAGCAUCUCUCCUGUUGUUCUGGGAUCACAUUACCACUCUGAGGUUUUCUGACAAAUGGUGAAAGUUUUACUGCGGCUUGCACCCUGUCUUGUUUUAACAUUUCACAGUUGUUGCAACAUCAAACCUUUUUAUUAGCGAUACGCAGGAAAGUAAUCAUAAUUGUAAAUCAUGAAUUAAAAGACAAUUAAAGGGAUUUACAUGUGAUUCAUUAACAUGAUCUCUGCCACAACUUGCCGCCAUGCAUUGAGGCAGCUAUGGAUGAGUGUUUAAGGUGUUUAAGCCUUGAUUUGAUACUUUUUAUCCUCGUAGGCACUCAUUUAUGCUGUGAUCAUAUGCAAGGCACCUAACAUUUAACUUUAAAAUACUUUGGCAGUCAUAAAAUUCAGAGUUCAACCGUAAUUUGGGGAAAAAUAUAUGUGUGACGUGAGACUUCAGCACCUAAAGCAGAGGCGUCCAAACUUUUUCCAGUGAGGGCCACAUGGUGAAAAAUGGAUACAAGGGCUUCUUUGAUAUUUUGUAAAGCAUAUGCUAAGAAAUUCUAUAUAUUUCAAGAAAAAACUGCAUCUCAGCUUUUUGAUUAUAAAUGAAAAAGCCUUUUAUUAUCAACGUUGCUGUUUUUCCCCGAUUUUUGCUGUUUGUUUUUUUAAAUUUUUCAAUUAUUUUUCCAAAAUUUUCUGAAAUGUUUCCUCAUUAUAAUAUGACUUUAUCUUUAUAUGUAUUUUCACUUUAUUUCCAUCAUAUAAUUUUUUCCCCAACCUAAUUUUCCAAAAUGUACAACUUUGUUUUGUUUGUUUCUCAUAAUAUUAUGACUUUAAAAAAUAA
Molecule: messenger RNA, 20057 nt
Organism: Dunckerocampus dactyliophorus (ringed pipefish)
Lineage: Eukaryota; Metazoa; Chordata; Actinopteri; Syngnathiformes; Syngnathidae
Gene: ptger4a
Product: prostaglandin E receptor 4 (subtype EP4) a
Exons: 2
Coding region: 5303-6625 (440 amino acids)
Biological process (GO): positive regulation of cytosolic calcium ion concentration; adenylate cyclase-activating G protein-coupled receptor signaling pathway; cellular response to prostaglandin E stimulus
Cellular component (GO): plasma membrane
Molecular function (GO): prostaglandin E receptor activity
Source: RefSeq, a predicted model, not a curated record